UAGUGCAGGAUGCCUCGAUACGACCAAAAAUCAACUGCAGCACGAAGCAGACGUUCAAUUAUAACGUUCAACUGGAGCGAGUAUUGAGGAAGCGCCUCGCGUGUCACGAGCGCCUUGUUUUCACAGGGAAAUCAGGAAUGUUGCUUCCGGUUCCCAGGAGUGCGAGAAACAAAACGGAAGCUCAAUUGGCUCUGAUAGAGCUAGCCACUCUUCUUUGGGGUGAGCUUCUCCUCUCUAAAGCCUGCUUCAGUGUUGUGUUGUAGUGUUGUAGAGGGCUGUGUCUUCGACCCAGUCUUGAUCGACAAUCCUCAGGUUCAAGUAGGAGGCGUUUCUCAGAGUUCUUCAGGGACGCUCCUUUACAUCCGUUCGAAAUAAAGUGUUCAGAAGCUUCACUGGUGCCCUUUUUUUUUUUGGUAAAGAAGAAGGUAAAGGAGGCGAUAUUUCUGCGCAUCCCGUUCGCCUGGAGAUGAAGCUGCAGGCGGUUAUGGAGAACUUGCACAGGCAACAGCGGGCCAGGCUGCUUAUGGAGAUGGAACAGCAACAGCAGCAGAUGGGUUCAUUUCAGAGCUCCUCCCCCACAAGCGAGGAGCUGAAGCUCAGCUCCUCUUCAGACACGGAGCGUGCUCAGAUAGCGGCUCUGGCAGCCAUGAGGGCUGCAGCGGCAGGGCUGCAGAGACGGCCAAUGGCUGACAGUCCUAGAUCAGAGCACAGCACCGCCGAGGAGGAGGAGGAUGAAGUAGACGGAGAGGAGGAGGAGGAGGAGGAAGCAGGAGAGGAGCAUUACAAAGACAUGAUGGGGUCUGACGAGGAGGAGCAAAUAAAGCAGAAGUGGGACGAGGAUGAUUUCGAGGGCGAGAUGGAGGAAGACUACGACGAUGACAUGGCUGAGGAUGGCCUGCAGAUGAGCCGUGAGGCCAUCACCCCAGGUCGAGGCAUCUUGCUGCUGCCUCAUCGUCAGCUCCAUCCUCACUCUCAGUUGCUAAAGGCGCGAUCAGGGCUCGAACCUGAAGCACGGGCCUCAAGUUUUUUAACUCCACCCUCUCAAGGCCAGCAACAUAGCCAGGACCACACUGACUGGACCUAUGAAGAGCAGUUCAGACAGCUUUAUGAACUGGACAGUGAUCCCAAGCGAAAAGAAUUCCUGGAUGAUUUGUUCAGCUUUAUGCAGAAAAGAGGGACUCCAGUGAACCGGAUCCCCAUCAUGGCCAAGCAGGUGCUGGAUCUGUAUAUGCUCUACCAGCUGGUGACGGAGAAGGGUGGCCUGGUGGAGGUAAUCAAUAAAAAGUUAUGGAGGGAGAUCACCAAAGGAUUGAACCUGCCCACCUCAAUCACCAGCGCUGCCUUUACCCUCAGAACACAAUACAUGAAGUACCUUUACCCAUAUGAAUGUGACAAGCGGGGUUUGAGCAACCCCAAUGAGCUUCAGGCUGCCAUAGACAGCAACAGGCGAGAGGGACGGCGCCAGGGUUUCGGCGGAUCUCUUUUCACCUACUCGCCCAAUGGCGCUCCCACCAUGUUCUCCUCCCCUAAAAUCUCUAUGCCUAGCAUUGGAAUGGCUGUUGGCACCAGCGAUACCUCACUUUCCUCUAUUCAAAAGGUCAAGAACGAAGAUGAUGCCAGCCCAUCUGUGACUGCACAGCCCAGCAGACUGCCUGGAGCUCUGGCUGCUCAGUCAGUGGCAGCAGCUCAGGCAGUGGCAGUGCAGGCUGCCAUGGCCGCUCAGGUUGCUGCCCUUGAGCAACUGAGGGACAAGCUGGAAUCCGGCGAGCCACCCGAGAAGAAGAUGGCACUAUCUACAGAGGACCAGCAACGGCUUUUGCAGAGGGCGCUGCAGCAGAACCUGCUUGCUAUGAGCUCCCAGAUGCCCAUGAACAUCCGCAUCAACAGUCAAGAAAGCAGACCGGAUUCUGCCCUGAACCUCACCAUGAAUGGCCUGAAUAGCAUCAGUAUGUCCGUGGAACUCAACGGGGUCGUCUACACUGGUGUGCUUUUUGCUCAAGCUACUGGUCUUAACUCCUCAGGAACAGCCAACAAAACGACUGUAGAGCGCAGUAACUCUCAGCAGCCUCCCUCCUCUCAGACACCUACCUCAUCCAGCUCCACCAACCCAUCACCUUAAAACACCUCACAAACCUCCCCGUCUCGAAGCUAGCUAAUGCCAAAAAUCAACCUCAUUUUCUAGAGCCUAUGCCAAAAAAAAACCCAAGCAGGGAUAACAAGUUUCCAGACCACUUGACGUACACUAUCUCAGGUUCUCACUUUUCUUUUUUUUUACUCUUUUGUUCAGUAGCCAAAAUGAACUAAAAGAUUACAGCAACAAAAGAGUUUAUGGUUAAAACAAACCUAUAAUAUAUAUUACAUACAUACAUACAUACAUACAUACAUACAUAUAUGCAAAACCUGUGAAUAAUUUAUUUCUUUUCUGGGUACAAAAUACUUGGAAUUAGUUGAGGAGUAGAAUUUAGAAAUGGUAGCACACUGUUUACACACUUUACUCAUCUUCUGACUGACAAUGAAGCUUCUUGGGAAACAUUUUUAUGAAUGCAGUUUUAUCACGGAGUGUUAUAAAAACAUAAUGCAAAUAAGGUUCUGAACUAUACAUGUAUGGUGCAUGUAUAUCUAGAGUGCCUUGCCGAACAUCUAUUUAACUUGAGUGUCUCAUUCUUUUUUUCUCCUCUUAAAUCGUUUGGUGACACGAGCCACAAGAGACUCACUAAAACGCCAACAACGAUGAUGAAUGUGUGCAACUUCAUGCCUGUUUUCCGACACCGCACGCUGAGUGCCUGACCACGUGGCAUUUUGAGCAAGAAUGACGGAAAGCUUUUUCCAGUCUUGGGAAAAUUAAAUGCCAGUUGUUUUCAUUGUACAAGGUGCAUCAAGUCACAGGACUUGAGAUGAAAUUUCUCAUGAAUAAAGGUGUGAAACUAAUUGGCAUUUCCAAAAGGCUCUACACACAGUGCGGUAAUGAGACUGUUAGCUAAACACCUGAUUCUUAAAAAUUGACGGAUAACUUGUCGGCAACUUACGGAAAAGACGCGUCUUUCUUUGGGAACUUGUGAACAACACUUGCAUAUUACAGGAACUCGCUUGUCCUGACCUCACUUCAAGUGAUUUCCAUGUUUUAGCCAUUUAAAGGAUUUCUUGGGAGGCUAGUGUUUUAAACUUGAAGCAGGCAGUCCAAUCAUGGCUCUGGCGUAUUGACAAAACUUUCUACCUUGAUGGUAUCCAGACACUAGUGAAACACUGGAAUAAGUGUGUUAGUAUAUCAGGGGAUUACAUAGAAACAUAAAGGUAGUUUUUACUCACGUAACGGUUUUCUUUUAUCCUGGACAAUCAAUAGUCUUGGUUUGACUUGAACCAACAUUGAAGUCAAUGUAUACAAAUCAACAUAUACAUUUCUGUUGAUUUAAACCGGUUUUGAACAGGUUGAUGGAAAACUGCUAAAACAGGAAUUCGUGUUUAAUAAGUGGCCUGGAAAAGCAAAAAAAAAGUUAUCAAUAAUUUGUUAAAUAUAUAAAAUGCAGAUAUUGAUUUAUGAUAUUAAAGAUACACCUGUGGGAAACAUUUGGUGAAAUCUGUUUGGUCCUCUGUAAUUAAUAAUAAUAUAUUUUAAGCAAAACCACAUAUUCAUUGAAUAUAAUAUUCUGUUUCUACAAAAUGUUUAAUAUAGAGACAAGAAAUUUGCCAAAUUUGCAUAUGUAAUAUAUCCAUCGUUAUUACGCUGAUUUGUUGUUAUGCAGAAUUCUAUAUAUUUGCAUAAUUUUCUUAUAAGCACACACCAUAUUGCUCCCCUUUUCUAGAAUGAAAACAUUAUAUUUGAGAACUACACAAGGAAAUGCUUCAGGUUCUUUUGUUUUCCUCCUUAGUCGCACAAUGGAUCUCAAUGGUGGCUCUCAUACCAAUUAGAAUCUGCGGUUCACUGUCAGCAUGUGCAUAAUUAUUUUUCAUUCAGUUCGCCGACAGUAAGACAUCACAGACUUGAACGUUUUUAGGCCCAUAAUGAACAGAACCUUGGUUACAACUAGUCUGUCCGUUAUCACGAAUUGUCAAGUGUGUUAGACAGACUGACAGGAGAUGAUGUGUUGAUCAGAAAACAGUGUGUACACGUUUUCUUCCAGAAUUAUGCAUUAUUCUGAUUAAGUGUUGUCAUUUUUAACUGGACGUUUGGGGACGUUAUCUAAUCAUGAUGCGGUGAUGCUUUUUGUUGUACUAACUUUAGUGUUACACUAUAUUCAGGGUCAGGUCGCUUAUGUUUUAUCUUUUAUUUCAAGUCUGAAAUGGCGUUGCUAGCUUUUUACCACAAUACAAUAGAGACAUUAACAGUUCCUAUAAGUAGCAUUUAAACCUAAACGCACUAAAGCUGGAAAACUUCAACAUUGGAGUGUUAGUUUGCGCAUUUCCGAAAUCUCAGAAAAUGGUUAGUUUUUGGUCUUGAGCUUUAGAAAAAAAAGCUUGAAGAAAUAGUGUCUAAGGCAUAUAGCGUUAUGUUUUUGUUUUGUUUUGUUUUUACUUGUGCUCUGCUCUAUCAUUUCUCUGACUGAGGUGGCAAUAAACAGAUGGUAUGCUGCCUGCCUUCUAAUGGAUAGAGUGCCCUCUAUUGUCAAGUGAUAUCUUUUUUUUUUUUUUUUUACAUCAGAUCUCCUGGUUUCUUGUGUUCAUUUACUUAAGAGCGAAUUACUGAAGAGAGAGUUUUUGUGGACUUAAAACGUUCCCUUUUCGUUGCGUGGGGCGCAUGAGAAAGUCUUGUAUUUUGAGCUUUAAAAUAUUAAAUAAAGCACCAUCACUCUGUACUGGGAUAGUGUUUUGUUAUGUGUGUAGUUAACAUUUUUGGAUCAAGGGUUGAAAGACAAAAAUAAUAUAUAUUAUUUUAGAUCUGCUCCUGUCUUUGACUAUGAAUAGCCAAUGAUGGUCUGACAUGAAAGUGCAUUUAUUGUAAAAAAAAUAUCAUUAUUAUUGAAAAACCUUUGAAAUAUGGAAAAGUACCCAGGUAAUGUAUGAUUGACAAUUGUGACUUCACUGUAUUGUGUAUUGCAAAGACAACCAGAACCGCUCACAGUUAUUAUAGGAUGCCUUAUGCUUUGACAAUUAUUGUUUUUUCUCCCCCCUUUCUUUCCAUUGAAUUAUUGUUACACUAAGUGUGGUGUUGUUUUAACAACUAGACAUUGUCGAAAAUUGAGGUUGAAUUAAAUGACAGUGGAUGUUCAAAAGGAACAACAUUUUUAAAUUGGCCACUUUCUUCUCUGGAAAGCUGAUCUUGAAAAAAGUGCUUUAUCUUCUAAUGGGACGAAAUGCUGGAUCUGUACCAGCUGUGGACGAGUUAUCAACUGUAUUUUCAUACACACAACUUUUAUCUUUUUUUUUUUUUUUGAACCAAGGCAUUUGACAUCAUCUCAGGAAAUACACGUCUACCUCCACAUCUGUAGAUAUUAUCUUCAUUUUUAGGCAUUUUGGUACAUUUAGUACACAAAAAUAUAAUUCUACCUUUUAUAUUGGUGUUACAGAAUGUCACUUGUAUCACUGCUAGAAUAUAUCUGUGUGUGUGUGUGUGUGUGUGUGUGUGUGUGUGUG
Clarias gariepinus (North African catfish) is the source of this 5568-nucleotide messenger RNA. RefSeq names its product AT rich interactive domain 3A (BRIGHT-like) (gene arid3a). Gene Ontology annotation, molecular function: DNA binding. Gene Ontology annotation, cellular component: nucleus. The record is from RefSeq and is a predicted model, not a curated record. Bases 467 to 2119 code for a protein of 550 amino acids. The transcript has 9 exons. Lineage: Eukaryota; Metazoa; Chordata; Actinopteri; Siluriformes; Clariidae. Gene Ontology annotation, biological process: regulation of transcription by RNA polymerase II.